This is a messenger RNA of Prosopis cineraria, 913 nucleotides long. RefSeq names its product protein SPIRAL1-like 2. Gene Ontology annotation, cellular component: cortical microtubule, transverse to long axis. The transcript has 4 exons. The record is from RefSeq and is a predicted model, not a curated record. NCBI's taxonomy places the organism in Eukaryota, Viridiplantae, Streptophyta, Magnoliopsida, Fabales, Fabaceae. Bases 295 to 639 code for a protein of 114 amino acids. Gene Ontology annotation, biological process: cortical microtubule organization.
UGGUACGGUGCGCCAUUCUUUUGAACCAAAGCCAAAGAGCCAGCUCACCCCCUUGACCGUGUCAAUCAAUGUCACCGAAAGCCAAAGCCUAGGCAAACGAAGGGAAUCAAAAUCAUUAAAAAAGAGAUAUCAUUACUCUUUUGGGUUUGAUUUGACGGUAAUCAACUUGUCCAUUCGGAGUUUGGACUAUUUGUUAAAUAUCUGCCUGCAAUUUCCUAAGUGGAUGGUGUUGAGGCAUUAAAGAAUCAAUAUUAUCAGCUCCUGUUUAGUCACUGAAGUUCAAACUAACAACAAAUGGGUCGUGGGGUUAGUAGUGGUGGUGGUGAGAGUUCUUUGGGAUAUCUCUUUGGAGGUGGGGAGAAUCCUGACAAAGCCCCAGCUGCACCUGUUCAAGUUCCACCAGUUCAAGCUCAGCCUACAAAUGAGGGGCGUUCACAAAAUGCAGCUGCUGCAUCACCAACUGAGAAGCAAAUUCCUGCUGGAGUGCCUGGGCAUCUUACAAACAAUUACCAUCGUGCUGAAGGGCAAAACUGUGGCAAUUUCAUCACGGAUCGACCAUCAACCAAGGUUCAUGCUGCCCCAGGUGGUGGAUCUUCCCUGGAUUACCUUUUUGGUGGUCCUCCUCCUGGAGAGAAAUGAAUGAUUCAUUUGUAUGAGUAAAGGCUUUACACUAGCUCUUGAUGCAUGCAAUCUGUCCUAGCGUCUAUCUUACAUUUAACAGUGGGAUUAUCUGUUCCUUGUGCUGUUGAUCCAGUUCCCCUGACAAUGUUAUUCUGCAUGAUUGACCAAAAUAUGUUGAUUUAAAGGCUUGGUACUUUGGUUUGAUUCUCUCUUUAGAUUUUGUAUCACUGAAUUGGUCGAAAUGUGACCAUGCUUGAGUUAGAUUUGGUCCAUAAUUCAUCCCCUUGUUCAA